This is a messenger RNA of Parastagonospora nodorum SN15, 2334 nucleotides long. RefSeq lists its product as hypothetical. The record is from RefSeq and is a predicted model, not a curated record. The transcript has a single exon. Lineage: Eukaryota; Fungi; Ascomycota; Dothideomycetes; Pleosporales; Phaeosphaeriaceae. The coding region runs from base 1 to 2334 and encodes 777 amino acids. Gene Ontology annotation, molecular function: polygalacturonase activity.
AUGGUUGCUUUCAGCGCUGGAGCGCUCCUUCUGACGCUGCGCGUCCUCCUCUCCGCAACUCCCUCGGCAGCCGCGCCUGUAGCCCAAGCGCCAGAGACACCGCAGGCCGGCGCCUCUGGCUAUUGGUUUGAGAGCAUCAAGCGAUCAGGUCAAGCCCCCUUCAACCCCACUCCCGCAAACUACCAGGUCUUCCGCAACGUCAAGGAACUCGGUGCCAAGGGUGACGGUGUCAGUGAUGACACUGAUAUCAUCAACGAGAUCAUCGCCUCUGGCGACCGCUGUGGCCUGAAGUGCGACUCGUCGACUAACACUCCCGCCAUCAUCUACUUCCCCGCCGGUACCUACUUGAUCAGCAAGCCCAUCAUCCAGUACUAUUACACCCAAUUUGUCGGCGAUGCUACCAACCUGCCCACUCUGAAGGCUUCGGCCGACUUUAAGGGCAUGGGCUUGAUCGAUGCCGACCCUUACAUCGAGGGUGGCAAUGGCGCCAACUGGUACACUAACCAGAACAACUUCUACCGCCAGGUUCGCAACUUCGUCAUCGACAUUUCCCAGACCAAGGCUGCCGCUGGUAUCCACUGGCAAGUCUCCCAGGCCACUUCGCUCCAAAACAUCCGUUUUGAAAUGGCCAAGGGUGACGCUGGCAAGGACCAGAAGGGUAUCUUUCAAGACAACGGCUCCGGUGGUUUCAUGUCUGACCUGACCUUCAACGGUGGUGCUAUUGGUGCUUUUCUCGGUUCCCAGCAGUUCACCACCCGCAACCUGACCUUCAACGACUGCGGCACCGCCAUCUUCAUGAACUGGAACUGGCUAUGGACCCUCAAGAGCAUCUUCAUCAACAACUGCAAGCUUGGUCUCGACAUGGCUAACAGCCCCACCAAUCAGACUGUCGGAUCCGUCCUACUCCUCGACAGCAAGUUCACUGGUACUCCUAUCGGUGUCAACACUUCCUUCACUCAGGACAGCAUUCCCCACACUGGUGGUAGUCUCAUCAUCGACAACGUCGACUUUGAGGGUUGCGCCACUGCCGUCCAGAAUAUCGCUGGUGAGGCUCUCCUUCCGGGCAACAAGAAGGUCGCUACUUGGGCCCAGGGUAACGCCAUGGCCGCCGGUCAGGCUGCCGCCGGUCGUAUUCAGGGCGAUGUCAACGGUGCUCCUGAGAAGCCUCAGAGCCUCCUCGGCAACAACGGUUGGUUCGAGCGCAGCAAGCCCCAGUACGAGAACGUCUCGGUCGACAAGUUCGUCAGCCUCAAAGCCAAGGGCGCAAAAGGUGACGGUAAGACUGAUGACACUGAUGCCAUUCAAGCCGCCAUCGACGGUCUCCAAGAUGGCCAGAUCCUCCACGCCGACCACGGUGCAUACCUCAUCACAAAGACCAUCGACAUCCCUGCCGAGAAGAACAUCAAGAUUGUUGGUGAGAUCUACACCAUGUUCAUGAUCACCGGCAAGUUCUUUGGCAACAUGGACGACCCUCAACCUGGUUUCCGUGUCGGCAAGAAGAGCGGUGACAAGGGCAGCUUCGAGAUGUCUGACGCCAUCAUCACCACUCAAGGCCCUGCCCCCGGCGGUAUCUUGAUGGAGUGGAACAUCAACGCUGCUGCUGGCAAGGCCGGUCUCUGGGACGUUCACUUCCGUGUUGGAGGUUUCGCCGGUACCAAGCUCCAGUCUACAACAUGCAAGAAGAACCCUACCGCCCAGCACGAACCCAACCCAGAGUGUAUAGGUUCCUUCAUGCAGCUCCACAUCACCAAGAACUCCAAUGGUUACUUUGAGAAUGUUUGGCUGUGGACCGCCGAUCACGAGCUCGACGAGAAGGAUUUCUCCCAGAUCGACAUCUACAACGGUCGUGGUAUGCUCGUCGAGUCCCAGGGCCCCGUCUGGCUUGUCGGCACUGCUUCCGAGCACUCUCAGAUGUCGCAGUACCAGUUCCAGGGUGCCAAGGACAUCUGGUACGGUGCCAUCCAGACCGAGACACCUUACUACCAGCCCAACCCCCUGCCGACGGUACCCUUCAAGAAGAACGAUAAGUACUUCGACCCUGACAUGACCGAUCUCAAGGCUGCCUGGGCUGUUCGUAUCAUCAACAGCACCAGCAUCUGGAACUACGGCUCCGGAACCUACUCGUUCUUCGACAACUACUCGCAGGACUGUGUCGCCAACCAGAACUGCCAGGAGCACAUGAACCAGAUUGAGGAUUCGACCAACGUCAACAUCUUCGGGCUCAGCUCCAAGGCAUCGGUCAACAUGAUCACGUCGGGUGGCAAGGGUCUGCUCAAGGACAAGGACAACCGUUCUAACUUCUGCGCCACCGUUGCCAUCUUCGCUCAGGCAUAA